Molecule: messenger RNA, 1896 nt
Organism: Perognathus longimembris pacificus (Pacific pocket mouse)
Lineage: Eukaryota; Metazoa; Chordata; Mammalia; Rodentia; Heteromyidae
Gene: Ahsg
Product: alpha 2-HS glycoprotein
Exons: 7
Coding region: 118-1527 (469 amino acids)
Biological process (GO): negative regulation of endopeptidase activity
Cellular component (GO): extracellular region; blood microparticle; extracellular matrix
Molecular function (GO): cysteine-type endopeptidase inhibitor activity
Source: RefSeq, a predicted model, not a curated record
CAUUAGAGGGCUAACACAUUUCUAAAUAUCCCUCACCCCAUAAGGGACCCAGGCAUGCUCAGAGGAUGCUCCCUCUGUGGCGAACCCACUACACUCCAGGCUGGCUGAAUCCACCCCAUGCCCUCAGCUGCCUCUUGCUCUCUCUGCUGCUGUUUCUGUCAUCCAAGCAGACUUUGGAGCAUCUCCCACGCAAUGGCAUUGACUUUGGUAGAUUUCUUGGGAACCAGUGAUGUCCUAACCUGUUUGCUUUUCCAGGGUGGAUGUUUGCAGGGGUUAUUUGGAAGCAAAUUGAAAUCUCCCUGGUUCUUAUGCAAUUCCUUCAGCCAUCUCCAACAGAUAAAUAAAGGCCCUCUGCCCCUCCAUUGGCCUAGCUUUCCAAGCAGAGUACCUGCCUUGGUUCUGAAACCUCCAGACAUCUGCCCAUCAGCCAGGGACUCAGUGUGGGCAGCCAUGAAGUCUUUUGUCUUGCUCCUUUGCCUUGCCCAGCUCUGGGGCUGCUAUGCAGCCCCACCUGCUAUAGGGGUGGCCUAUAGGGAACCACCUUGUGAUGAUCCCGAAAUAGAGCAAGUAGCUGUGCUGGCCGUGGACUACCUCAAUAAAAACCUUCUCCAGGGAUUCAAGCAUGCCUUGAACCAGAUUGACAAGGUGAAGGUGUGGCCUCGGCGGCCCUUUGGAGAAGUAUAUGAGAUUGAAAUCGACACUCUGGAGACCACCUGCCAUGCUCUGGACCCCACACCCUUGGCAAACUGCCCUGUGAGGCAGGUGGCUGAGCAUGCUGUGGAAGGAGACUGUGACUUCCAUGUGCUGAAACAGGAUGGCCAGCUCUCUGUGAUGUUCGCAAAAUGCCAUUCCACUCCAGACUCUGCAGAGGAUGUGCACAAGGCGUGUCCAAAGUGCCCUCUGCUGGCUCAGCUCAAUGACAGCAGAGUGGUGCACGCUGUCGAGGCCGCCCUGGCUGCCUUCAACUCGAAGAAUAAUGGAUCCUACUUAAAGCUGGUGGAAAUUUCCCGGGCUCAACUUGUGCCUCUCCCAGUUUCCACCUUUGUGGAGUUUGCAGUGGCUUCCACCGACUGUGUUGCGAAAGAAGUCACCGAUCCAGCCAGUUGCAAUCUGCUGGCAGAAAAGCAAUAUGGAUUCUGCAAGGCAUCCCUCCAUGAGAAGCUUGGUGGAGAAGAGGUUGCAGUGACCUGCACCAUGUUCCCAACACAGCCUCAGCCAGAUGGUGCCAGCACAGCAAAUGCUCCCUCCGUGGACCAAACUCAACCUGCACCAACUCCAGCUGGGCCACCACCAGCUUCACUAGUGGUGGGCCCGAUGGUGAUGUCAGUUCCUCAGAGUUCCCCAGUGGACCACCGGACGCACUAUGACCUACGUGAUGCCUUCUCAAGUGUGGCUUCGGUGGAGUCAGCCUCAGGGGAAGCUUUCAACUCAGGGAAAGCCCCUAAGGUGACCCAGCCUGGUGCUGCUGUUGUUUCUGGCCCAGUGGUUCGCCCAUGCCCAGGGAGGGUCAGACACUUCAAGAUCUAGGCUAGACACAACACACUAAGAUGUAGCCACCACUUUUUCCAAAUGUGGGCAUGGGUGGAAGAGGGUCUUGUCUUCGGUAAAACCAAGUGUCACAGGUGUCUAGACAAAUAUUGAGUCAUCAGUCCCAACUUGUCUUCAUUCCUCAUUGGAAUGAAGCAGACAGGUGAUGGUUAUGUUUGAUGGAAGACACAAGGCUGGCAACAUCACUGCCAUUGUUUUGAUACAAACUACUGUCUUUGUGUUCACUGCUUUCUGGUUGACCUCAUGAAAUCAGUUGGAACUGUGACUUUGAAAGGUGCUCUUGCCUGAUACCUGUGUAUCUGCUUGGUAAUAAAAGUGCCUGAAGGACUAGAAGGUUCUAAGAAGAAA